Nothobranchius furzeri (turquoise killifish) is the source of this 2451-nucleotide messenger RNA. NCBI's taxonomy places the organism in Eukaryota, Metazoa, Chordata, Actinopteri, Cyprinodontiformes, Nothobranchiidae. The record is from RefSeq and is a predicted model, not a curated record.
AAGAUGGCCAAUCGCGCUUGAGCGUCCCUGCUGCCUCCCCAGUUGAAGUGGUAUUAUUUACAACAGAAACAAAGCGAAAGUUGGGGGGUAUGUCUCCAGAGGAUGGUGAUCCCCAGAGUUCCCCUUUUCCUGGAUUCAGUUCCACCAGUGAUGAUCUCACUCUGAGGCGUGGUGACCUAGACAACAGUCAUGAGCCACAAAAAGGAAACAGCUUUGAAGAGAAGCACACCUUUCUGAAACUACUGAUUGAUGCAGAAGCUGCUGCCAACUCUGCAGGAAUACAACUUGCUUCAUUCAAAAAUGCAAUAGAAGAUGAAUUUACUGAUUUGGGACCGUCUUCCAAAGACAAGCGUGGAAUCACAAGGCAGAGAGGACUUUUGCUGGAGAAGUUGGAGAAUUUUAGACGAAUAAAUAAAUCUGUGCGACAGGAGUUAAAACUACACCAAAAUGCAGAGGUUAAUCGAAUUACUGAAAAGAAACGGACAGACCUCUUAUUAAAGAAGAUAACACAAGCUGAAAGUGAAAAUGAGCGCUUACAAAUCAUUCUGAACAAGACUGAGCGGAGGAUCGAGGAGCUAAUGAAUACAAGGAGAGACCAGCAGAAGAACAUUAAAAGUGGAGUUCAUAAGACCAAGUCGGCAGAAGUGACGCACGCUCGCCUGCAAGGGCAGCUGCGCAACAAGGACGCUGAGAACAGUCGCCUGACUGUCCAAUUACGGACUCUGGAGAGAACUCUAACUGAGCAAAAGAUGGAGAUCAAUGAGCUGAAAGCGUCCAUUGCCUCUAUGACCAGGAAAGCUGCACAAGACAAAGAAUCGCUCAAGAAAGCGACGCGGGCACAAAAACUUAGGACGGAGAGGUUUGAAGCUGCGAUUGACAAAUGUCGUGCACAGCUGAAGGAAAAGGAUGCAGAGUUGGCUGAAGCACAUUUACAAAGAGACUCCAAAAGACGGCAGAAAAAGCAGGCGACAGACGAGAAACAAAAACUUCUCGCUCACAUAGACGUCCUGAAAAGUCAAGUUGCAGACUUGACUUUGAGGUUGCAGAAAAAGAAAGAUGAGCUCUCUGCAGCUCAUGAGAUGAAGAUGCAAAAGUCUGAAAAAAUCCUCGCUGAAAACGGAGAACUGACUGUUCGAAAUGCAGCGCUCAAGGCAUCCGUGGCUCGGCUGGAGCACCAGCUCACUGAUUGUGAGUCGGCACUCGUCGAGGAGAAAAUCAUCUCCCAAGAGAAGAAACAUCAAGCUGAACGGUGCCAGCUUCAGAUUGCUGAACUACAAGCUGAGAUCGAUGGCCUUAGAAUAAAAUAUGCAAAUCUUUUACAAGACACAGAAAAGACACGGGAAGGAAAACAUACAGCGGUGGAGAAGGUGAGGCGGGAGCUGCAGGGGCGUGCGGAAGAGCUAGGGGCUUACCCCGAGUUACUGAGUGCAGCUGAGCAGAGGCUCCUCGAUCGCCAGGAGAGCCUGCAGGGCUUGGAGAGGAGGUGCUCAGAAAAGUCAAAAUCCAUUAAGCAGCUGCAAUCUAAGAUGGAGAGUCAAACCAAACAACUGAGAGCAUCAGUGGAGAUGAAGGAGUCCAUUCAUGAAGUCAAAUUACAGCUAGAGGAACACAUACAGUCACUUCAAAAGAAAAUAGACGUGCUGCAGCUGGAGAACCUGGAGCUGGUACGGAAGCUUGCUGCUAACGAGGAAGCUCUGAGAUACAGCAACCGGCAGCUGGAUCAGCGCUCGUCUGAGUGUCAGGCCCUGAGCCGACAGCUGGAGGCUGCUUUAUCAGACGUCAGAGAGCAGGUCAGAAAAGUUCAGUUUCAGGCUGCUUCCAGAGAAGAGGCCCUGCAGACAAAAAUCAUGGAGCUGGAAGCUGAAAAGAGCAGAAGGGAUAAUGAAUUCCGGCUUCUUCGCCAGAGAAAAAUAACUGCAGAGAAACAGUUUGAGGUUCGUCUGAAAGACCUGCAGCUCAGCCUGGACCAAUCAGAGAGCCACAAACGAAGCAUUCAGAAUUAUGUGGAUUUCCUUAAAAACUCUUACAAGACAAUGUUCGAUGAAGGGCUGCAGAUGUCCACUUUUGGAUCGUCUUAUUUCCUGAAAUGAUCUGCUAUUUGAAAAGGUGUGUGCUGGUAAUAAGCUCCUAAAACUUAUUUAAAAUAGGUUUGCUGUUUUCAGGGAAACUGAACACAGUCUUUAAUUUUAUACAAGCCUUUUUGUAGUGCAUGUCUUUACUUUUAGGGUUAAAGACAACUGAACACUGGAUUUUUGGAUCAUAUUUAUGUGAAACCGGGUUGUGGUUGGGUCAUGGUAACUCUAACCCCUUUGCAGCAGCAGUCGUGUUUACAUGGGAAUGAAUGGACCAGCUAUGGUGCUAUUUUCAGUCCACUUCCCACCCUGGAAUCACCAGAAAGCCGACAUGCAACAAAAUAUUUGUUACUGGGAAUAAAACAAAUGUCUCUAGCCA